Molecule: messenger RNA, 1052 nt
Organism: Solanum pennellii
Lineage: Eukaryota; Viridiplantae; Streptophyta; Magnoliopsida; Solanales; Solanaceae
Product: 60S ribosomal protein L8-like
Exons: 2
Coding region: 92-874 (260 amino acids)
Biological process (GO): cytoplasmic translation
Cellular component (GO): cytosolic large ribosomal subunit; ribosome
Molecular function (GO): structural constituent of ribosome; RNA binding
Source: RefSeq, a predicted model, not a curated record
ACGGCCCUCCUCCCUCUAAAAACCCUAACUCCCUUUCUUCUUUAUUCCAUUUCUUCCUCUAUUCCCAAAAACUUAGACAGAAGGCGCCGAAAUGGGUCGUGUGAUCAGAGCACAACGUAAGGGAGCAGGCUCCGUCUUCAAAUCUCACACUCAUCACCGCAAGGGACCUGCAAGGUUCCGUUCACUUGAUUUCGGUGAACGUAAUGGUUAUCUCAAAGGUGUUGUUACAGAAAUUAUUCAUGAUCCAGGUAGGGGUGCACCAUUGGCAAGGAUGACAUUCCGUCAUCCUUUCCGUUACAAGCAUCAGAAGGAGUUGUUCGUUGCUGCAGAAGGGAUGUAUACUGGUCAGUUUAUUUACUGUGGGAAAAAAGCUAAUCUAAUGGUUGGUAAUGUGCUUGCACUCAGAUCUAUCCCUGAAGGAGCUGUUGUUUGUAAUGUUGAGCAUAAAGUUGGUGACCGUGGUGUUUUUGCUAGAUGCUCUGGUGAUUAUGCUAUUGUUAUCAGUCAUAACCCUGAUAACGGAACAACUAGGAUUAAGCUUCCAUCUGGAUCCAAGAAGAUUGUGCCUAGUGGAUGUCGAGCCAUGAUUGGUCAGGUUGCUGGUGGAGGAAGAACUGAGAAACCAAUGCUUAAAGCUGGUAAUGCAUACCACAAAUACCGUGUUAAGAGGAACUGCUGGCCUAAGGUUCGUGGUGUUGCUAUGAAUCCUGUGGAGCAUCCUCAUGGUGGUGGUAACCAUCAACAUAUUGGUCAUGCAAGUACUGUGCGUCGUGAUGCACCACCUGGGCAAAAGGUUGGUCUUAUUGCAGCAAGGAGGACUGGUCGUCUUCGUGGGCAAGCUGCUGCUACAGCUGCCAAAGCUGACAAGGCCUAAGAUAUUAGUUUUGUGUUACUGUUUUCCUUGUUGUUUUUGGAUUUUGAGUAUUCAGCUACUGUCAUCUUUAUACUAAGUUAAGUUUUGUUGGGAUAUUAUUUUAGAAGUUUUGUUAAGGACCCUUGCUUACACAACUUUGCCAUUUAUAAAUGUGUUUAGCUUGGCUCAUUCUGUUUUC